Messenger RNA from Eucalyptus grandis, 2319 nucleotides. RefSeq names its product putative receptor-like protein kinase At4g00960. Gene Ontology annotation, biological process: protein phosphorylation. Gene Ontology annotation, molecular function: protein kinase activity; ATP binding. The record is from RefSeq and is a predicted model, not a curated record. Lineage: Eukaryota; Viridiplantae; Streptophyta; Magnoliopsida; Myrtales; Myrtaceae. The transcript is spliced from 7 exons. The coding region runs from base 34 to 2013 and encodes 659 amino acids.
GAUCUUGCAAAUCUCCUCCUCUUGCUUCUUCUCAUGUUUGCUUCCACCAUAAACGCCCAAUUCCCGGCGGCCAACUGUGGUUCGACCGGCAACUUCACUGCCAACAGCACCUAUCAAACCACCCUCACCACCCUCGUCUCCUCCAUCUCCACCACCAACUCCUCGUCCCUCUCCUACGGCUUCUUCAAUGCCUCUGCUGCCAUCUCCGGUGCCUCCCAAACCCUCUAUCUCUUUGGCCUCUGCCGCAGUGACUUAAACACCGAAACCUGCCGCGCCUGCCUCGAUGUCUUGGCCUCCGACAUGCGCCGCCUCUGCCCCCUACAAAAGGAGGCACUCCUCUACAGCGGGAACUGCAUCAUUCGGUACUCGGACGCCUCGUUCUUUGGUGAAGUCGUGCUACAACCCGACUACGUAGCAGGCACCGGCGACGAUGUCAAUGUCUCGAGCGCAGACACAUACGACGCAGCAAGGAGGAAGCUCCUGAACGGUCUGUCGGCUGAGGCGGCGCGUGGUGGCUCAUUGAGAAAGUACGCAUCAGGGAACGAAUCAGCGGGGCCUGACAUGGUCUAUGCGUUGGUGCAGUGCACACCAGACUUGACGGAGCAGCAAUGCAGCGAAUGCUUGGCUCUAGUCGCCCAGGAGAUCAGGUACUGCUGUCUCAGGUACUCAGGAGGACGGUACAUGGUGCCAAGUUGCCUGAUCCUGUACGGCAAUAAUCGGUUCUUCGAUCCAGUCAGUGGACCACUUCCGCCGCCUCCGCCACCACCAUCGCAGGAUGGAGAUGCAAUGCCUUCACCACCAGUUGGAAAGAGCAAUUCAACGAGGACUGUGAUUAUUGUGGUCAUCACAAGUAUUUCUGCACUACUUGUCAUCAGCAUUGUCAUCCUGCUCCUGAAUGUGAAAAGGAAGAAGAAGCAGCCCAGAGAAAGUGUUGAAGGUGAAGUUGUGGAUGAAAUUAGCACGGCUGAGUCGCUGCAAUUUGAUUUCAGCAUUAUCAGAGCGGCAACGGAUAACUUCUCUGAUUCCAGGAAGCUUGGACAAGGCGGUUUUGGUGUUGUCUACAUGGGUCAGCUCUCCAACGGACAAAAAAUUGCGGUGAAACGGCUAUCACAGAAUUCUAGCCAAGGGGAAGUUGAGUUCAAGAACGAGUUCAUGUUACUAGCCAAGCUACAACAUAGGAACUUGGUCAGGCUCCUAGGUUUCUGUCUGGAAGGAGUUGAACAGCUUCUCAUUUAUGAGUUUGUGCCCAAUUCGAGCCUUGAUCAGUUUAUAUUUGAUCCCCUGAAGCGUACGAAUCUCAACUGGGAUAUGCGGCACAAGAUAAUAAUGGGCAUUGCCCGAGGGAUGCUUUAUCUACAUGAAGACUCUCGACUUCGUAUCAUCCAUCGGGACCUCAAAGCCAGCAACGUUUUGUUAGACUCAGAAAUGAAUCCAAAGAUAUCCGAUUUUGGUAUGGCGAGGUUGUUCGAGUUGGAUCAAACUCGGGCCAAGACAAACCGAAUCGUGGGGACCUAUGGAUAUAUGGCGCCGGAGUAUGCAAUGCACGGAACAUUUUCGAUCAAGUCAGAUGUGUUCAGUUUUGGAGUGUUGGUUUUGGAGAUUGUGAGUGGUCAAAGGAACACUCUUUUCCGCAUGGGCGAUGACACGGAAGUCCUUAUAAGCUAUAUCUGGAAGAAUUGGAAGGAAGGAUCAUUAUCAAACAUUAUUGAUCCCUCUAUAACUUCUGGUUCAAGUAUUGAAAUUGCGAGGUGUAUCCACAUUGGUCUACUAUGUGUCCAAGAUAAUAUGAUUAGCCGGCCAACAAUGGCCUCAGUCCUUCUCAUGCUUAAUAGCGACUCAGUCACUCUCCAAGUGCCAUCGAGACCCGCAUUCUACAUACACAGUAGCGUCGAAUCUGAUAUGCCAUCCAUGCAAGAUUACAAUUUGAGGGUAUCUGAGGUCAAGGAAUCAAGAAGCAAUGCGAACCAGUUCUCGAAAAAUGAGGCUUCUAUGACUGAGCUGUACCCACGGUAGCCCUAGAAAAUGGGAGAUCAGUGUGCCCUGCACAUUACUUUUUGUGUUUGUCAUGGUUUUCAGAUCAUCAAAUUACAUUAUCAUGAUUUACUUCUUCCUUAGAUUAUUUAGGAUUUAUAUGGCUUCAUUGCUUGGGAUUACAUCUAGAUUCAUAGGAUGUUGGAAGUGAAUGUUACUCACAAAAAGUCAUGUCUGACACUACUUGUGUUAAGAUAAGCGCAGCAAGAACAGCUUCCUCUUACAGAAUUCGUGUUGGACUAAGUCAUUUUGGGCGGGAUUUUAGGUGAGCUGCAUGUCAGUAGUUUG